Molecule: messenger RNA, 498 nt
Organism: Symbiodinium necroappetens
Lineage: Eukaryota; Dinophyceae; Suessiales; Symbiodiniaceae
Source: the annotation of a GenBank genome assembly
AUGGCCUGUGCAUGGUUCGGGGUCAGCUGGUUGAACACAGACAACUGGGUCGUGGCCAGUGGACUGCAGGACAAGAACGCCCAGCACCAGUACCUGGCCUGUAUCCUCUGGUCCUUCUGUCAGCUGGGAGUGGGCGAGAGCCCCUUGCAGCCGACGAACGAGGUGGAGAUGCUCCUGAACGUCUGCAUUACCUUCAGGUCCCUUAUCACUUCGGCCACGCUCAUCAGCACCAUGAGCAGCCUAAUCGCUGGCCUGCGGAAGAUCGAGCAGGACGAGACCACCGAGUUUCGGCUUCUGCGGCGCUACCUGAAGCACAACGAGAUCCGCAGUGACGUGGGCCAGAAGGUCACGCAAUUCUUGCAGCAUCAGUAUGCCUUGAAGCAGCAGGCCAGGUCCUUUCACGCCCGUGUGCCGCUGCUGGACUUGCUCUCGCGCCCGCUCUUCCACGAGCUCCAGUUCGAAAGGCAGAGUUUAGGAUUGAGGGGUUUAGGGGUUUAG